Choloepus didactylus (southern two-toed sloth) is the source of this 3162-nucleotide messenger RNA. It is a transcript of the gene POLR3G, whose product is annotated as RNA polymerase III subunit G. Gene Ontology annotation, biological process: cell population proliferation; transcription by RNA polymerase III. Gene Ontology annotation, cellular component: RNA polymerase III complex. Bases 167 to 835 code for a protein of 222 amino acids. The transcript is spliced from 8 exons. The record is from RefSeq and is a predicted model, not a curated record. Lineage: Eukaryota; Metazoa; Chordata; Mammalia; Pilosa; Megalonychidae.
GGAGGGCGGAGCGAUUUUCUCUUGAGGUAAAACCCGCGGCUGCGAGCGCCGGCUCCCUCUGUCCGCACUCUUUCCUUGCCAGCCGGCAUCUGGACUGCACGGAUUCGCUGGAGCCUGGAGAUUUAAAUGAGCAGAAUUUGCCGCUUUUCUGGUGUAACCAGUUCUGAUGGCUGGGAAUAAAGGAAGAGGGCGUGCUGCUUACACCUUUAACAUAGAGGCAGUUGGAUUUACCAGAGGUGAGAAGUUACCUGAUGUCGUAUUGAAACCACCCCCACUAUUUCCUGAUACAGAUUAUAAACCAGUGCCACUGAAAACAGGAGAAGGUGAAGAUUAUAUGCUGGCUUUGAAACAGGAGCUGAGAGAAACAAUGAAAAGAAUGCCUUUUUUUAUGGAAACACCUGAAGAAAAACAAGAUAUUGAAAGGUAUAGUAAAAGAUACAUGAAGGUAUACAAAGAAGAAUGGGUACCAGAUUGGAGAAGACUCCCAAGAGAGAUGAUGCCACGGAAAAAAUGCAAAAAAGCAGACCCAAAAUCCAAAAAGGCAAAAGAUACAGGCAAAGUUACUUCACUCACUAAUACUGCAGAUGUGUUGAAAAAAAUUGAGGAAUUGGAAAAAAGAGGUGAUAGCGAAAAAUCAGAUGAGGAAAAUGAAGAGAAAGAAGGAAGCAAGGAGAAAAGUAAAGAAGGCGAUGAUGAUGAUGACGAUGCUGCAGAACAAGAGGAGUAUGAUGAAGAGGAGCAAGAAGAGGAAAAUGACUACAUUAAUUCAUACUUUGAAGAUGGAGAUGAUUUUGGUGCAGAGAGUGAUGACAACAUGGAUGAAGCCACCUAUUAGCCAUGAAAUUUCUAAGAAAUAUUUUUAUGAUACGGCUUCUGAACAUUUGGACAGACUUGUGUUCCAUUUUAUUUCUAAGGAAUGAGUAUUCUAUUUUUGUUCUGGUUUUAUUGGACAAAUACUUGUUACCAAAACUUCCAGAACUGCUUUGAGUUUAUAUACUGGUUAGCAUACAAAUUAAUCUGACACUUUGACAUUCCCUCCAAACACUUCUGUCAUGCCAUCCCUGUUAUGUAUUCAAGUGGACAUUUAAAAGUAUUAUUUGGGUUGGAAUGUGCCUAAAGAGCCUUUACAUCUCUUAAUCUAUGCAUUAAUACUUGAACAAAUUAUUCUUAUUAACUGCUAAUCUUUCGUAAAACUAUGACUGGUCAUCAUAAUGAAUUUCUAGAGUCUAAAAUUUGACAGUACCGCACAUGGAGCACUUUAAAAACAAAGAAACUUGAAGAGUUUUUUGUUUUUGUUUUUGUUUUUUUAAUUUUUCAUGGUAUGUUCUCUAGUAGUAUUCUCUUAGCUAGUUGAUGCCAGGAUAAUAGUAGGUAAGGAGCUUGAAGAAGAUAUAUAGUAGUAUAUUAUGACUACACAAACCUACCUGAUUGCUUACAAAUGCAAAGUUUUGAGACUGGAAGUUUUGUGAUUGAGAGUAAACAUACAGGGAAAAAUGCUAAUCUGAGCUAUAGAAAUUUCACAGCUCACAUUUCAGCCAGUAGAAAAUAACUGUCACCUGGUAUGAAUAUGAUAAACUCUUGAAUUUGGGGCUAACUUCAUACCAUAUGGUAUAUGGAUUAAUCAACCCUCUGUAAUAAAUAUGGCAUCUUUGAUUAUUUGGAAUUAUGAAAAAUCAGACUGAGACAUUUUCUUUAUUUUACAAAACUGUGGAGUAAGUUCUAGUCAUAUAAAUGUCUCUAAAAUGCUUAUGUUUGAAAUGUGUGAGGUAAAGUGGCCUCUGUUGUGUUUCACAGGACUCAUAAGCUGUACAAUUAAUUUAUAGAGUAAGGCAGAAUGAAACUCAGGUCAUUUUGAAAUUAAGAUUAAUCUUUUUUGUUUAAAAGCUAGCCCCCUUGCCUUUUUAUAUUUGGGGGAGAAAAUACCUAAAGACCUCAGCCUCCAAAAACUGUCACAAAUGCCAAAGAUUUUCAACAAAAUCCAUGUUAUAGUUUUCAAAAAUUAUUUAUUAAUAUUAUCUACCAAAAGAAAUAAAAUUUAUUUUUCUGUUUUGGGAAAAUACCACAGCCAUUAUUACCCUGUAACCUGAGAAUCAGAGACCUAGAUUGUAUUUCUACCUGUACUGUUAGAGUCAACCUUGAAACCGAGCUUGGUUAUGUUUUCUGUGCCUUGGUUUCUCCACUUGUAAAUGAUUUCCUAUAAAAAUUCCUCACACACCAACCAAAACUUACCAUAUGCAUACAUUCUCUUAUAAAAAUUACUUCUUAGUUUAAAUUUGGUCUUCACAUGCUAAAACACUCUAGUUUGGAAAAUAACUGAAAACGUAAGUUUUGAGAAACAGAACAAAAUUUUCCUCACAAAAUAUGCUAUAAUCUGAUUUUUCAUCUUAUAUUUUGAUGGGGAGAAUUGGAGAAAAUUGUCUCAUGCCAUUUUGUAACACAAUUUUCUUAGGAAGAUCACUUUCAAUGGCAGUACUUCCUCAAAUAAUUCAAGAUGGGCUUGCUUGAGGACCAUUACUAGGUUAGUGCUGUGUUGAUUAUAUGUGAAUUAUUUCUCCUGUAAAGAAGCUUAUCAAAAAUUUAAAAGAUUCUAAAUGGAAGACAUUAAUAAAACAAGUGUACUUUACAGCAGCAACCUACUGCACUUAAGAGUGGAAGCUUCGCAAAGUUUUCAGUAGUGAUGGGCAAAUAAAAUUGCCCUUUAGGAUUGGUAAUUAACAUAGGUGUUUUAUUCUUCCUCUUUUUUAGUAUCUUAGCCAAAUACCAUUUAAUUCCUAGAAAUAUUGUUCUACUGUUCUAUUUACUUGCUUUAUUGUAAGUCUGUAUGAAACCAGGCCACCAAAGGCAAAGGUAUUUCUUUUCCUGGCUUUCAAUUUGUCUCCACCAUUUUUGCCCUGCUGAUAGGAAGAAUUUACUCAGGGAGGGCUCCGUUUCUCUUGCAUGCAUUGUAUUCCCCCCUUUGGAAAAUCUUUUUACAAUUGUAAAGUAGGCUAAUAGCGAGAACAGGCAGGAAGUAUUUCCCGGUGCUUUACCAGCAGGAAUCUUAAUAUUUGUGGCUUAAAUCUCCAGAGACAAAAUCUCAGUUCCAUAUUAAUGUAAACUUUAUGCUCAGAGCCUUAGUGUCUUUAAAAUUGCUACAUAACAAGCAAAACUUUUUGUUGCCAU